GUCGAUUUCAGCCUGACAGUGGAUCAUGAUCUGUACCGAAUCCAUGACUGAGCCAACAAAUGUCCAGAGUUAGUUUCCAAAUGAUGUCCAGCGUUGGAGCUAUGGGAGUAGGAGAUCUGUGGGCCGACGGCGGUUGUCAGCAGAACUGUUCCAGACACGGAGCGUGCCAGCAAGGGCAAUGUGUCUGUCUGGUUCAGUACGCUGGCACGGGCUGUGAAGAGGUAAACCGGAAGUACUUCGUGGCGUUCGGCUCCAUCUUCACCAUCGUGUGCUGCGUGGUCACCAUCCAGCUGCUACUGUGUAUUGUGUCCGAGCAUCAGAGAGAGAGGAAGUCCUGGAGGAGUGCGUGUGGUAUCACGGUGCAGAAGCUGCUGUACCUGCUUAUAAUAUGUGCGUCCGCGCUCAGAGGGGCCUACUUUCUGGGUCGGUGGUGGAUGUCGGAGUACGUGGCCAACUGUCUGUGGUGCGGUUACUUCCCCUUCCUCAUCACUGGCUUUUCUCUCAUCAUCUGCUCCUGGGCCGAGGACGUGCACGUCAGCCGGCGAGAGACGCCACCGUUCCUCAGCAAGUCGGUUCUGGUGUUCGUCCUCUUCAACGUCGUGCUCUACCUGUUGUUGUGUGCCGUCCUUGUCCUCACCGAGAUCGUACCCAACGACGAGGUGAAGGACCUGGGUCUGAAGGCGUACAACGGCGCUGUUGCUGUCCUCUCCAUCAUCCUCGUCGUCAUCUUCCUCAUCUACGGCGUGGAGCUUUACUUCAAGGUACACGGGGCGUUCAAGGGGGACGGCGUGGAGGUGGACCCCCAUCAAGUGGCUAUGUCGAGACUCGGGCUCAUCUCCCAAGCCCUCCUGCAGUUCCUCAUGGGCAUCUUCCUCGUCACUGACGUCUUCACCGACCACUGGAAAAAUAUAAUGACGAUCCUGGAACUGAACUACUACGAGUUGGUGUUCCGGGUGGUGGAGUUCGGGGUGGUCAUCUGGUUCCCCUGCGUCCUGUGGAACUGUCGCAAGCCCGAGACACUGUGGGUGCUGAAUCCUCGCCGGAUACUAAGGACGCUGGACUUGCACUCUAACGUGGAUGAGAUCACGGGUCUGAACCGCGACCAGUACAACACGCCCAGCUACAGCACGUUCAAGAGGGAGGACUCGGUCGCCAGUUCUAUUGGUCAGUAUGAUUGCUGGAUCUGCUACGACCCCGGACGGACGGACGCUGGACCUCUCCUCCAACCAUGUGCUUGUAGCGGGGACGUCGCCACGGUACAUCACAACUGUCUACACAGAUGGCUGGUUGAGAAUUCUGAAUAUGGAGAAGUCCCCAGAUGCAAAGUCUGCAAUGUAAAGUACCGGUUGCAGCGCGUCAGCACGUGGGUGCCUCGUGGGAUGAGCUCCCGGCACCUCGCCAUCCUCAUCGUGUUGUUGGUGUCGAUGCUGGGGACCCCGGUGCUGUCGUACUUCAUCUGCAGUCUGGACACCUACCUCUACCUCAAGAUAUCCAUCACCGGCGGCACAGUCAUCUUUGAACUCUUUGGACUCAAGGUGCUGUCCGUGACACUAGCUGCCAUUGGCAACCGACUUCGAGUGGCUUCUAUGAAAAUAAUCGGGAAGGAACUGACAAAACCUGGUCCUAAAACUAAACAUAAAAUCCCAGAUGUGGGACAAAGGGAGGUAACUCGACCACACUCCGAGGCCAGCGGACAACUGACACCGCAGCUCCCGGUUGAAAUUCACGCAGAGGUUCACGCAUAAAACUGUUAGAAGUACUGAUGAACUGAGCAAGAUGUGCCUUUUGUAUUUCACUAACAUUUGUGCAAGACAUACUUUUUCUCUUUUAUAAUAAGAUAUAUUUCAUUAUUCAUUACCACUAAAGCUGGGUGUACUUUACGUCUUUCAUUACUACUUUUGCAAAAAAGCAAUUUUCAUUUUUCAUUACCGCCUCGACUUUGGGUACGUUUUAUCAUUCAUUACCUCCUUGGCAAAAUGUACUUUUCAUUAUUCAUUACCAUCUUGUCAAAAUUUACUUUUCAUUUUUCAUUACCACCGUGUCAAAAUGUACUUUUCAUUUUUCAUUACCACCUUGGCAAGAUGUACUUUUCAUUUUUCAUUACCACCUUGUCAAAAUGUACUUUUCAUUUUUCAUUACCACCGUGUCAAAAUGUACUUUUCAUUUUUCAUUACCACCGUGUCAAAAUGUACUUUUUAUCAUCCAUUACCACCGUGUCAAAAUGUACUUUUUAUCAUCCAUUACCACCUUUGCAAGAUUACUUUUUAUCAUCCAUUACCACCUUUGCAAGAUGUACUUUUUAUCAUCCAUGUACCACCAUUUUUGCAAGAUGUACUUUUUAUCAUCCAUUACCACCUUUGCAAGAUGUAC
Molecule: messenger RNA, 2370 nt
Organism: Haliotis rubra (blacklip abalone)
Lineage: Eukaryota; Metazoa; Mollusca; Gastropoda; Lepetellida; Haliotidae
Exons: 14
Coding region: 60-1745 (561 amino acids)
Molecular function (GO): zinc ion binding
Source: RefSeq, a predicted model, not a curated record